Messenger RNA from Peniophora sp. CBMAI 1063, 1155 nucleotides. Lineage: Eukaryota; Fungi; Basidiomycota; Agaricomycetes; Russulales; Peniophoraceae. The record is from the annotation of a GenBank genome assembly.
AUGGUGCUCAUCAAUGACAAGAAGUUCGCUUGCGAGGCAUGCAUCAAAGGACAUCGCUCUUCCAGUUGUGGACACUCGGAUCGCCCCCUCUAUGAAAUCAAGAAGAAGGGCCGUCCUGUAUCCCAGUGCAUGAACUGCCGCGAGGCGCGCUCCAAGAAGAAGGUACACUCGAAAUGCACCUGCGCCGAGGUCAAACCGGCGCGCGCGGAGAAGGCUUUUGGUACGAAACAGAAGCGGUACAUGCCGCUGGAGCCAACCCUUCCAAAUGGGCUCGCAGACGCUAUGGCACAGCGCAAACCGUCUGAGAAUGAUACACCGGCCAAUCCGCGACAGAAAGUUGACGCCCUAUUGAACCCUUGCUCGUGUCCUGAUGUUUGGACUUGUACCUGCGACAAGCGCGCAUCGGCAUCUGCCUCUGCAUUUGCGGUGGCUUCGGCAUCCUCAGCAGAACCCAGCGGUCUUGACGCUCUCGCGCGUGCCGCUGAGGAACUGUUCAGGGCCGAUGAACACGGACAGGCGCCCAAACAGGCGCCGGUGCAGCUUCCGGCAAACCAGGCAGAGCCGCGCUCGCGCAAACACUGCUGCUCGCCUCGUAGCUCGCCUGCGCCUGCUCCCAAGCGUGCCAAGACACAUUCCUCGCCAACACCCGGCCCCGAUCUCCCUCCGCUACUCUUCUCACCUGCUUCCCUACCGGACUUCCCCACGACGAGCGAGAUGCCCAGCUUCAGCAAGCUCGAGACGAUCGCGGGCUCAGGUUGCUCGUGCGGCGUGAAUUGCUCGUGUCUUGGAUGCGCAGAGCACGAUCGAGACGAUUCUUCCGCCGAGCGCUGCGGCGACUCGUGUGGCAACUGCGUCGACCCGUCCACUGGCGUGCUCCCCGGCGAGGCCGCGGAUGCAGGGGAGAGUAGUGUUGCCCGCAGCGCCAUCUUCGAAAAGUUCUUCAAGAAUGCCGCGCUGCUUCCGCCGCCGCCGAUAUUAGGAGGGCGGCCGGUGGAGAUCCCCAAACUUUGCUGUGGGGGCAGCUGUGGAUGUGGAGGAGAAUGCGGUUGUGGGUCGGCAUGCGGAGGUUGCUGUGCCGAGAAAGAGGGCAAAGAGGAGGAAGUAUCGCCGCUUCCACCUCCGGUGCCUGUGAAGAAGAGCUGCUGUUCGUCUUGA